Trichoderma reesei QM6a is the source of this 983-nucleotide messenger RNA. RefSeq lists its product as uncharacterized. The transcript is spliced from 2 exons. The record is from RefSeq and is a predicted model, not a curated record. The coding region runs from base 1 to 954 and encodes 317 amino acids. NCBI's taxonomy places the organism in Eukaryota, Fungi, Ascomycota, Sordariomycetes, Hypocreales, Hypocreaceae.
AUGGAUUGGGGCGAGCUUUGGCUGAGUGAUGACGAUGGCGGAAACUUGGAGGAUGAAGAUGAGUAUCCUCAGGAUCCCACAUUCUUUACCCUUGGCUUGACGUAUAGGGGCCAAGAGGGAGGCUUUCACGUCCGCAAUCUCCCUGGACAACUGCAACGGCAGCGAGUAUCUGUCCGUCAAGGCGGAUCACACAAGAGGCACGCUUUCACCGCAACCUGCAACGCAAAAGCCAUCAUCCACGGCGAAAUGGGCCCUCUGUCGGACAAGCACGCCACGCUUCUCGUCUUUGAAUUCAAGUUCAACUCCUACAGAGGCACGCGCAUCAAGGAGGCAGACGUCUUGUUUGAGUUCCACGCCGCAGAAGGCCAAGCCGGCGGCGGACCGUCUGUCCUGCAAGUUCGUCCGUAUGGCCGUCACCAAAUGCAGCAAACGUCACAGCAUGAGGCCCAGAACCAAGCCCAAGAGCUCUCUCUCGGCAUCAACAUUGUCGCCGUGGAUGCGAGUCUCAAACUGUCGCGAGGAGGCUCUGCGGACAAGGAUACGCAGCAUUUCACCGUCGUCACGGGCGAUAACCCGCAGUCGCUUCGGUAUGGAGACUACUACCAGGCGCGGUUCACGUUGGCUGAGAACAAGUCACAAGCCAGCGGCAUCCCCUCUCGGUUUCUUGCCUGCGUUCUUCUUGAAAGAGACUCUGACGAGGAUUUUGUCUGCGUUCCUUAUGUGGAAGUCAAGCCCGAUUUCAUGACCGUGUUGGCAUCGCUGUUUUCGUCGCCAGAACGUGACGAUCCGAUUGUCUUUAGAGUCACUGAGCCUCCUGUGAACAAGUUGGAUGGCCUCGUCGAGAUUGAUCGCCUCAACCUGGGAGCGGUUGACCUGAACCAGCUCUGGAAUUGCACCGCAUACAACUUGUACGGGCACGCCAUAAAGGAGUCAGAAGGAGGGGAGGCUCUGUAGUCUCGUGGGAAUAACAGGCUGUGCUGAAC